AUGUGUCUGCAGACGCAGUGUCACUCUGCGUCUCCUCCUAAUGUGAUUUCGGAACCAAGGCACUUUUUCCAAGUAGGAUUAUGGAGUCUGGGGAGCGUUCUGAUGACUGGGGGUCAUCUCAUUCACGCCGUGUUGAUACCCGUCUGGAACCCUGUCGACAACAUCGCUGUGCUACAACUCAAUAUAGCAACAUCUGCAAUAGCAAUGGCUAAUCUGGAUGACAUAACAGGUGUUUUGCCCUCUCCCACCACCACCCUGUCGUCCGAGUGGGUAUCAGCGUCCUCUCCGGGGGGCGCUAGCGAGGAGCUGAGUGAGGGAUUGGAUAAGCCUCUGGAGAACGAUGCGGAGGGCGUGUGGAGUCCAGAUAUCGAGCAGAGCUUUCAGGAGGCGCUGGCCAUCUAUCCGCCCUGCGGCCGACGCAAGAUCAUUCUCUCUGAUGAGGGCAAGAUGUACGGACGGAAUGAGCUGAUUGCGCGAUACAUCAAGCUUCGAACGGGAAAGACACGGACCAGGAAACAGGUCUCCAGUCACAUUCAGGUGUUGGCACGACGGAAAGCUCGGGAAAUUCAGGUGAAACUCAAGGACCAGGUUGCCAAAGACAAAGUCAUGCAGAGUAUGUCCACCAUGUCUUCAGCUCAGAUCAUCUCAGCCACAGCCUUUCAGAAUAAGAUGGCUCUGCAGGGCCUCUCGCGGCCGACCUACCCGACCGCUGCUGGGCAAAUAUACCCCAGCGACUUAACACUGCUUUUGUGCUCCAGGGUCACAUUUAUGUCUUUUCCAAACAGCAUCAAGCCUUUUUCUCAGCAAAACUUCCUCAUGCAGGCCACCGGUCCUCCUCCUAUAGCAGGUUAUGAAAGCGCUUCGGGUCUGUCGGUGUCCUGGCAGGGCCGCAGCAUCGCCAGCUCCAACCUGCGCAUGCUGGAGUUCUCUGCUUUCCUGGAGCAACCUCAGGAUCCAGAGACUGUCAACAAGCACCUGUUUGUUCACAUCGGGCAGUCCAACCCCACGUUUAGCGAUCCGUACCUCGAGGCCGUGGAUGUACGGCAAAUUUACGACAAAUUCCCAGAGAAGAAAGGAGGGCUGAAGGAGCUGUUUCAGAAAGGACCGGCUAACGCUUUCUUCCUCGUAAAGUUCUGG
Sinocyclocheilus rhinocerous is the source of this 1137-nucleotide messenger RNA. RefSeq names its product transcriptional enhancer factor TEF-3-like. Lineage: Eukaryota; Metazoa; Chordata; Actinopteri; Cypriniformes; Cyprinidae. Gene Ontology annotation, cellular component: transcription regulator complex. The transcript is spliced from 8 exons. The annotation marks the transcript as partial. The record is from RefSeq and is a predicted model, not a curated record. Gene Ontology annotation, molecular function: DNA-binding transcription factor activity, RNA polymerase II-specific; RNA polymerase II cis-regulatory region sequence-specific DNA binding. Gene Ontology annotation, biological process: regulation of transcription by RNA polymerase II; hippo signaling; embryonic organ development.